AUGGCUGCUACUUUAGGCCAUAUGGAAGCUUUUGAUGAAAGCGUCGAACCAUGGACCACCUAUAUUGAAAGAUUUGAGCACUUUGUAGAAGCUAGCAGCAUUGAUGCCGACAAGAAAGUGCCUGUGCUACUCAGCGUGACGGGAGGAAAAACAUAUGGAUUACUCCGAAGUCUGACCGCGCCGGACAAGCCGAGAGAGAAGAGCUUUAAGCACAUCACAGACACGCUACAGCAGCACUUUUCUCCGAAGCCCCUGAUCAUCGUGGAGUGUUUUCGUUUCCACCGGCAGAAUCAGGAGGAGAGCGAGUCGGUGACACAAUCACAGUGUCGGGGUACGUACCGUAAUGCGGCCAGUGAGGUAGUCCAUAAUCCAAGAGACCAGAGGAGUGUACACCUGCAUGUUCUUCAAUAUGCUCUGCGUCCAAAAGUUGAAGCGGAGCUGAACCGUCUCACUGAAAUGGGAGUAUUGUUACCGGUACAGUACAGCGAAUGGGCUACCCCAAUAGUCCCUGUUGUAAAGAAAAACGGAGCAAUGCACAUCUGUGGUGACUUUAAGGUGAUGAUAAACCCCGUCCUUUACAGUGAACACUAUCCGUUACCACGUAUUGAGGACCUGUUCGCUUCAUUAGCAGGAGGACAAUGUUUCAGCAAACUGGACUUGUCACAUGCUUACCUCCAAAUGAGGGUUGAGAAGGAGUCCACGAAGUUCUUCACAAUUUCAACACAGAAAGGGCUAUUCCAGUAUAAUCGCCUUCCGUUCGGGAUCGCUUCGGCUCCAGCCAUAUUCCAGAGAGCUAUGGACCAAGUAUUACUAGGUCUUCCCAAUGUCCAUUGCUACCUGGAUGACAUUCUUGUUACUGGGCGGACUGAAGCUGAACACUUGGAAAACCUGGAUGCAGUCCUUGGACGCCUGGAGGAGUUUGGCUUGCAUGUUGAAAAAGGGAAAUGUGACUUCUUCAAGGACUCACUGGAAUACUUGGAUCACAUAAUUGUUGCUGAAGGUUUGCACAAGUCACCUGAAAAAGUAAGUGCAAUUGUCAAUGCUCCAACCCCAUCAAACAUCACACAGCUGAGAUCAUUCCUUGGCCUGUUAAACUAUUACGGGAGAUUCAUACCCAAUUUGGCAACUAUAGCGAAUCCUUUGAAUGCCCUGCUCUGUAAAGGGAAACGCUGGCAGUGUUCUGCAGAGUGUGAAGCUGCAUUCAAAAAGGCAAAGGAACAAUUAGUGUCACAAAACGUCUUGACACACUACGACCCACAGAACGCAAUUCGGCUUGCGUGUGACACAUCACCUUAUGGCAUUGGUGCCGUCAUUUCCCACAUGUUACCCAGCGGUGAAAAAAAGCCAAUAGCUUUCGCAUCGCGCACACUUAGCAAGGCAGAACAGAAUUAUGCGCAGAUUGAGUGUGAGGCUCUGGCAAUUGUGUUCGGGGUCAGGAAAUUCCAUCAGUAUCUCUAUGGAUGGAAAUUCACGCUUUUCACAGAUCACCGCCCCCUUACUAUGAUCUUUGGACCACAAAAUGGAAUUCCAUCUAUGGUGGCGGCACGUAUGCAGAGACAGGUGGAGAAGCUCCCUGCCAGUGCCACUGAUAUUCGAUGUGAGACUAUGAGCGACUCUACCUUGUCUACAGUUGUCGAAAUGGUUCUGAAAGGGACUCAAGCUGUCAGCCUGACUGAUAAUAAUGAACUCUCACCUUUCAUCACCAAGCGCAAUGAACUGUCUGUCCAACACGGGUGCUUAAUGCGGGGUAUGAGAGUUGUUGUUCUCCACAAGCUGCGGAAAAGAGUGCUGGAGGAUCUGCACACUGGCCACCCAGGAAUUGUCCAAAUGAAAGCCAUUGCUCGCAGUUGUGUGUGGUGGUCAGGUCUUGCUGACAACUGCAAGUGA
Molecule: messenger RNA, 1887 nt
Organism: Pangasianodon hypophthalmus (striped catfish)
Lineage: Eukaryota; Metazoa; Chordata; Actinopteri; Siluriformes; Pangasiidae
Exons: 3
Coding region: 1-1887 (628 amino acids)
Source: RefSeq, a predicted model, not a curated record